CUCAGUCAGUCGGCCUUUCUGUUCCUCUCUGCAGUUCGGUCCCAGAGUGUGAUGACCGGUGAGCAAAUGGCAGCCUGUAACCUGUCAUCGACCCCUAACCCUCUGGAAAGACCUAUCAAGAUGGGCUGGCUGAAGAAGCAGAGAUCCAUCGUGAAAAACUGGCAGCAGCGUUACUUUGUGCUGAGGGCACAGCAGCUGUACUACUACAAGGACGAAGAGGACCUAAAGGCACAGGGCUUCAUGUAUCUGCCAGGAAGUACCAUCAAAGAGAUUUCCACAAACCCAGAUGAAACUGGCAAGUUUGUCUUUGAAGUCAUCCCAGCCUUGUGGUAUCAGAAUCGAGCGGGACAGGACCCUUACGUUCUCAUGGCCAGCUCCCAGGCAGAGAUGGAGGAGUGGGUGAAGUUUCUCAGGAGAGUAGCUGGCACACCCUCCGGAGCGGUGUUUGGACAGAGCUUAUCUGAGACUGUUGCCUAUGAACAGAAGUUUGGCACCCAUCUCGUGCCCAUUCUGGUGGAGAAAUGUGUGGAGUUCAUCUUGGAACAUGGCCUGAAUGAAGAAGGCAUCUUCCGCCUGCCAGGGCAGGACAAUUUGGUGAAGCAGCUGAGAGAUGCAUUUGAUGCAGGGGAGCGGCCCUCCUUUGUGAAAGACACAGAUGUACACACAGUGGCCUCCCUGUUAAAACUCUACCUUCGAGACCUUCCAGAACCCGUGGUUCCCUGGAGCCAGUAUGAGGCAUUUCUGCUCUGUGGACAGCUCAUGAAUUCAGACGAGACAAAGGCUCAGCAGGAGUUGAUGAAGCAACUCUCCAUCUUUCCUCGAGAUAACUACAGCCUCCUGAGCUAUCUCUGCAGGUUCCUCUAUGAAAUCCAGCUGAACUGUGCAGUUAACAAGAUGAGCGUGGACAACCUGGCCACUGUGAUAGGAGUCAAUCUCAUCAGGUCAAAGAUUGAAGACCCUGCUGUGAUCAUGAGAGGGACUCCUCAGAUCCAAAGGGUAAUGACUAUGAUGAUUCGAGACCAUGAAGUCCUCUUCCCCAAGUCCAAGGAUGCACCCCUGUCACCUCCUGCCCUGAAAAAUGACAUUAAGAAGCCACCAGUGGCCCGAAGCUCUGUGGGCUGGGACGCAACUGAAGACUCCCCAAUUUCACGGGUGGACAGCUUCAGUAAUACGGCAAGUGAUUCUGACACAAACAGUCCCACUGGACUUCAGCUGAGUGACAGGUACCUGGAUGAAUCCAGUAAACUCUCCAAGGAAAAUCCAGGAGAUUGGAAGCUACAGUCACGGAAAAGGACACAAACACUUCCUAACAGAAAAAGUUUCUUGACCUCAACUUUGCAUGAGGCCAACAACAGUAAAGUGGAAAUCUUUAAAAAAGAGUUUUGGUCAACUUCAGAGACCAAGACAGGAGAUGGACACAAAAGGACAAUGUCUCAAAAUUUGGGCCGUCUUUCCAACUCCCAGCGGACUUCAACUUAUGAUAACGUCCCUGCCCUUCAAGUGUCCCCUGAGGACAAAGCUAGUGCAGCAUCUUUACCCCCCACCUAUGACUCUAAAAAAGACAUUCUUGCUAGUCCCACUUCUGAAGUUGGGCCUGGAACAAAGGACUCUGGAGAAUGGGAACUUGAAGUUUUCCAGAGAGUCAUCCAGGAGCUACAGAAGGAAAUAGAAACACAGAAGCAAACCUAUGAGGAACAGAUUAAAAACCUUGAAAAGGAAAACUAUGAAGUCUGGGCUAAGGUGGUGAGGCUCAGUGACGAACUGGAAAAAGAGAAGAAAAAGUCUGCAGCCUUGGAAAUCAGCUUUCACAAUUUGGAGCAUUCUCGGGAGGAUGUUGAGAAGAGGAAUAAAGUCUUGGAGGAAGAAGUCAAGGAGUUUGUCAAAUUGAUGAAGGAACCCAAAACUGAUGCUUGA
Molecule: messenger RNA, 1914 nt
Organism: Elephantulus edwardii (Cape elephant shrew)
Lineage: Eukaryota; Metazoa; Chordata; Mammalia; Macroscelidea; Macroscelididae
Gene: ARHGAP25
Product: Rho GTPase activating protein 25
Exons: 10
Coding region: 52-1914 (620 amino acids)
Biological process (GO): phagocytosis, engulfment; negative regulation of small GTPase mediated signal transduction; signal transduction
Cellular component (GO): phagocytic cup
Molecular function (GO): GTPase activator activity
Source: RefSeq, a predicted model, not a curated record